Messenger RNA from Effrenium voratum, 2319 nucleotides. NCBI's taxonomy places the organism in Eukaryota, Dinophyceae, Suessiales, Symbiodiniaceae. The record is from the annotation of a GenBank genome assembly.
AUGAGGUCAGCAGAGCUUCGAUGCAGAGUGGCGCUGGCAGAGUCAGAGGCCAGCGAGGCCAAGACUGCGAAGCUUCAGCAGGAGGUGCAGAACUUGCGGGCUCAGCUGCAGCAGCAGGCAGCUGAGGCACUUGCAGUAGCCGGCAAGAUGAGCCACACACAGCGAGAGUGCCUGGCUGAUUUUCGGGAGGCCCAAGAUGCUCGGUUCGCUUCACACUCGAAGAUGCCUGAGGGGACAAAGCAGCCUCGCGACUGGCAGAAGGUGGAGCAGCUGGAAGAGGCGGCGUGGACGGCGCGGCGUGCCGUGGCCCAGCGGGCUGCUGCAGUGGAGGCCCUGCGGAGUCGAGCUGCGGAGCUGAAGCUCAGGGCGGAGGGUUUCAGGGAGAUGAGGGCGGAGGAGUUGUCCCGGACGGAGCUGCCGAAGUCGAAGGUGGACUUGACCCGAGUCUUCCAGGAGGAGCAGCAGAUCUCCUGCGGCCUGCGGGCGGAGCUUUGUCGCUCCGAGACCACGUGGCGGCGCCUGCAGGCGGCGCUGCGAAGUUUGGGGCCGAGGCUUUGGGAGGAUCGGCGCUGGGGCCUGGAGGUGCCGGGCCUCAUCGCGGAGCUGGAGCAACUGCAUGCGGCGCAGGCGAGGGAGGCGAUGGAGUGCGAUGGAAGCGAUGCGAACUUGCUGCUCUACUCGCAGGCGAUCAGGCGAAGUCUCAUGCAGCUGGAGUUGCGGGAGGCCAAACAUGAGCGCGACGCGCGCGUCCUUUCGGAGCCGCUGGACUUCUCGCAGACGUCGCCGGAGCCCUUGCCAGAUCCGGAGCCGUUGCCGGAUGCGGCGGAGCCGGCGGAUGCGGCGGAGGUCUCGGAGCUGUUGCCCCUCUUGCGCGAGGUGCGUUUGCAGCGCGAGCGACUGGAGCAGAAGAGCGACUACACCACGAAGCUCGCGCGGCUGCUGGUCACCGCACGGCAAGCGCGCGGUCGACCAUGCAGACUGGAAGUGGAAGCUGCACCAAUCCCAGCACGGUUUGAGCCAGCACCGUACACCAUUUCAGAUGCAGAUGUGGAUCUUGCGAAGCAGAAGGCAGUCCAGCUCUGCCAAGGCAUCGAAGGGGUUGAAGGCAUUGACUGGAAAGAGGCAGAAGCGGCUGCGCUACUUGGGUGUGCAGAUGCACAGAGGGCAGCUGCUUGUGCAGAGGAGGAGCGCGCCAAAGAGGCUUUGUGCCAGUUGCCAGAAGUUGAAGAGCGGCUUUCAGAGGCACAGACUCGUUGCAAAGAGCUUGAAAGCGCAUUCAGCCAGGUCAGCUUUGGCCACGAGCUUCCAGAGGCAGCUGUUUGGGACUCCGAGUUCCAGCUGCACGAGCAGAUCUCGGAGCUGCGCGCGCAGGCGGCCAGGCAGCUCCUGGCGCGCGCUCGGAGCGCCGCGAAGGCGCCGGAGGGCGCGGACGCGGCGCUGGUGGCCGCGUGCUGCGGCCGCGCGGCCAUGGCCGAUGCGGAGCGAGAGCAGGUGGCCUUGAUGAGAGAUGAAUAUGUGCAAGAAGUCUCCAAGCUCCAGCGCCUCACUGCACACUUGCAGCAGCAGGCACAGAGCAUGCGGCAGCUCUCCGGGCUCAAGGAUGGCAUCUCGGACGAGCUGGCCGCGCUCGACGCAGCCAGCCUGGAAAUUGAGGCGAAGCUCGAAAGCAAAAAGCAGGAGUGCGCCAGAAACGCGGCUCUGAAAGACGAGUGCAAAAGGCGACAGGAAUUGCUGGACAGCCGGCUAGCAAAUACAAAUGCAGACCUUGAAAAGAUGAAGGCCGAGACGACAGCGCUGGAAGAGAAGGCCCAGGACUUCGUAUGCAGUGGAUUGCUGGCGGCAGCCGACAAUGUGUCCACUACAUCCAACCUCACCGUGGUGAACGGCUCCUCAGAGAUGUCCCAGGUUUCCGAGAUCGAGGCCGAUAUCGCGAACACGUCUAGAGCGGUGGAUUCGAGUCGGCAAGCUGUCAGUCCACAAGUUGCGGCAGAGACGGACAGCGAUUUGGUGGAGCUUCCGGACAACAGGACGCAAAACGUGACAGCACGCUGGAAGAGCGUUCUGCGAGGUGCAGAUCAACCAGCACAUCCAGUGUUUUGGCUUUUAUUCUGGGUAUGCUGCUGCUCAUUCUGCUGCUACAGUGCGGCCCACCGGGAGGAUGUUCGCAUCAUGGCGCAGCGACGUGAUCAGCGAUCCAAGAUUGCGGACAUAGCUGAGUCAGAGAUGGUGACACGCUCUGACCACACAGCUGUCGGUGUCGCCAACUCCUUCGAUGGGCUGCUUUCUGGGCGCUCAUCCUACAUCCCUCCUCAGCUGUGA